AUGGUUGCGAAGGCAUUUGAGGUCGCACAGUCAAAGCUGGGCAUCCCUGCAUUGCUGGAUGCUAAGGACAUGGUGUCCACAGAGGUGCCAGACCGGCUAAGUGCCAUCACUUACCUCUCCCAUUACCACCACUGCUUCAACAAGAAGUCUCAUGGUUGUUCAUUUUUACUAAGCAGCCGGUCCAGCCAGUUUGAAGACGCCAUAUGUCGCAGAUGCUCCAGUCACUCCCAGACACAACCUGACUCUCUUGGAGGUUUGCAGCCCGCCAAGUCAAGGACAGAGGAGCGAUCCAACAGUGGCAGGCCAUGCAGCGUUUGUGCCUCCUGCAUGAAGCACGUCCACCUGGUGCAGAGACAUCUCACUGAGGGGAAACUCUACCACCGCAGCUGCUUCAGAUGCAGUGUGUGCAGCAGCACUCUCUUACCAGGGUCUUACAAAGAGGGGAGUGAAGUUGGCUCCUUGGUCUGCACCCACCACUUGACAGCCAGUCAAAAUGCCCACCCCGACUACAGUAAACAAACUGGAUCAUUAGAGAAUCUGCCCAAAUUAGAUGAGCAGGAGGUGACACUAUCUCAGGGUGGAUUUACAGACAACCCUGAUCUCUCUGAUUUUAUUAGAAAAACAGACUCAGGUGAGACAGUUAUUUCUGGAAGAGGAGAGACAGAGACAGAGGGAGGUGAGAGAAAGACAAGGCAUGACACACUUAAGAAGCCAAGGCCACCCUGUCCUCCAAAGUCCACUGUAGAAGAGGGAAAGCUUGAAGAAGCAGGGACACGGCCCAUUCAGACAACAGAAACUGUCACUGUAACACCAGACAGCGGUUCGGCUUCUGCAAGCCCUGGACGGCCAGUUCCUGCACCCAGACGAGUGUUAGACUCUACCCCUCCUCGUCCUGCACCCAGAACCCGUCCACCUAAAGCCAUGGACAGCCCCCUUGUUUCUGGUUACACAGUUGAUAAUAAAACUUUACCCAAUCCUUCUCUGAGGUUUGGCCAACCCAGUGGGCCCUGUAAACCCAAAGACCCACCGUGGCUGGAGCUUGUCCUGCCAGGGCCCUGGCCAAAGCUUCCCCCUGCCCCGCCCCAUAGUAUGCCCAAGCCCCACGCUCAGGCUCUAUAUACCCUCCCUCAGAGGCAGUUGGUACAGAGCGAGAGAACCCCCUCCCAACCCCUUUGGGGAGUUUGAGGAUGAGGAGGCUGAUGAUGAUUACACUGGGGAAGAGAACACAAUGAGUGGUGCUGAAGGCCAAGCACAGCCCUCAAUGGUAACCAGCCAGACAUGGUGUGGUACCAGUCAGUUAGCUGAAGCAGCCAGCUCACAUUGCCAAGCUCAUUUAGAGGACACAUCCAGAGAAGUUGACAAGUCUAGUAUUGCUGGAGCGGAUGACGCAGUAAAUUUCCCUGAAAUUGCUAAUGCACCAAAUGUAGAAAGUUUAGCUGAAGCAGGAUGCUCACUUCCUGUAUCUAAUUUAGCAGAAGAACCUUGUUCAAUUGAUAUAUCUGAGUCAGCUGAUGUUGGUGUGAUAGCUAACAUUUUCUUAUUUUUUUUUCACCUUUAUUUAACCAGGUAGGCUAGUUGAGAACAAGUUCUCAUUUGCAACUGCGACCUGGCCAAGAUAAACUUGUCCAAAGCAGCUAGUUCACUUGGUUUGCCUAAUUUGACUGAAGCUAAAACCACAAGUUCAUCUUACUUGGCUGAGGCUGCUAGUUCCCUUGGUGUAUCUAAUCUAGCUGAAGUAGCCAGAUCAAGUAGACAAUGGACCUGAUCGGACAGCUCGGAGCCUCUGCUCUUUUCUGUCCAUAGGAAACAAUUGUACCUCCCCAUUACACUGCACUUUUUGCACAAGAUGUGAUUGCUCCUGCAUUCCGUAAAGCCGUAGUCAGCCUAUGAUGAGUUGCAGCAUAGAAUCAUUCACUAAUGGGAUUUAUUUUUGCAGUUCAACUUUGGUAAAUUAUAUUUAAUAAAACAUUGUACUUUGUAUGAACAGAAUGCAUUUGUAUGAUCAGAAUCUUUUGAUAAUGUUUUAAAUGUCAUUUUAAUGUGUGUGUUUUUUUUAAAUGUACCUCCUACACCUGCCUAAUGUAUAUUUCAAGAAAAAAGUCUUUGCUACUCCAGAUUGUGGCGAUGCUUUCCAUUGCCUGUACUGUCUGAUUUAUUGGGCAAGAUCUUUGUGAGAUUGAGAUUCACACUGUAUUCAGAUCUUUGUUAUUUAUGUCUCCCAAUGUGGGCAUUAACCACUUCUUGAUGAUAGGUAUUUUAUCAUGCUCAAAACUACAUUAUACUUUCUAAAAACAAAUACACGUUUAGUUAGUAUAAUACAUUUGGAAAAAUAAACCUAAAUAUAUAUUUU
Messenger RNA from Oncorhynchus nerka (sockeye salmon), 2350 nucleotides. Its product is annotated as MICAL-like protein 1. NCBI's taxonomy places the organism in Eukaryota, Metazoa, Chordata, Actinopteri, Salmoniformes, Salmonidae. Bases 1 to 1185 code for a protein of 394 amino acids. Gene Ontology annotation, cellular component: actin cytoskeleton; plasma membrane. Gene Ontology annotation, molecular function: actin filament binding. The record is from RefSeq and is a predicted model, not a curated record. Gene Ontology annotation, biological process: actin filament bundle assembly. The transcript has 7 exons.